This is a messenger RNA of Aspergillus melleus, 1464 nucleotides long. Its product is annotated as alpha-mannosyltransferase. The coding region runs from base 1 to 1464 and encodes 487 amino acids. Gene Ontology annotation, cellular component: Golgi apparatus. Gene Ontology annotation, biological process: mannan biosynthetic process. The record is from RefSeq and is a predicted model, not a curated record. Gene Ontology annotation, molecular function: alpha-1,2-mannosyltransferase activity. The transcript has a single exon. NCBI's taxonomy places the organism in Eukaryota, Fungi, Ascomycota, Eurotiomycetes, Eurotiales, Aspergillaceae.
AUGUGGAAACAAUCUAAACAUCGCUCUUUUAACAGGUUCCUAGCACCAUCCCUAGGGAUUGUUUUUCUCUUCUCUAUACAUCUCCUAUGGCUGAGCCCUGUUGCUCAAGCGCCACUUCCCGUCUCUCAGGAUAAUCUCUGGCGAAACCUGCACGCCUUGUUCGAGAAGCAUGCACCGCAAUGCUCGUCUCCCAAUUUACUUGGCCGCAGCGCUGGAAUACCUCGAUUCGAUGCAAAUGAUGAGUCCUCUCGGAUAGACCUUAUAGUCAACUCCGACGAGCUUCAACAGCCGCUGCAGGCUGCGCACGACGGGUUCGUGCGCGACAUGGAGCCGCUCAAGGCCGUUCGUGCAUACCAUCCCCGAACCAAAGGAAUUGUGUCCUCAGCGGGAGGAAAGUACCUGCCCACGUUCCUGGUGACACUGCGCAUGCUACGCCGGACAGGAUCGAAACUGCCCGUGGAACUUUUCGUCAAGGACUGGGAGGAGUACGAGCCGUAUAUUUGCGAGAUUGUACUACCGCCACUGAAUGCAAGAUGUCUCGUCUUGUCAGAGAUGUUGUCAACUAUAGACGGUGGUGAUGCCAGUUAUUCAAUCGAGGGGUACCAAAUCAAGUCCUUCGCCAUCCUGUUCUCCUCGUUCGAAAAACUCAUCUGGAUGGACGCCGAUAUCAUCCCUCUCCAUGACCCAGCUCAACUUCUCGAAUGCGAACCUUUCUCUUCGUCCGGCCUUGUCACUUGGCCGGAUUUCUGGAAGAACACCGCCUCCCCUCUCUACUUUAACAUAUCUCGACAACCCGAACCCCCUAUCAACGCUCGCCAAGCGACAGAAGCAGGCGCAGUACUCGUCUCGAAAAAGACCCACUACAUGACCCUCAUCCUCGCCGCCUACUACAACUACCACGGUCCAUCUUAUUACUACCCUCUUCUCGACCAAGGCGCCCCGGGCGAAGGCGACAAAGACACAUUCAUCCAUGCGGCCACAGCUCUCGGCCAAAAAUACUACACCGUCAGUGAGCCGGUCGCAGAUCUUGGUCACCCCGAUCGCUGGAAUCGGGGCACCAUUGGCGCCGCUAUGUUGCAGGCUGAUCCAAUGGAAGACUAUGCGCUCACGCGUCAUGGCAAAUGGCGGGUGAGAGACCCGUCUGUGGCAAAGCCCGCCCGUGCCUUUUUUGUCCAUUCAUAUGAUCCCAAAUUCAAUGCUGCUACGUUGUUGGCAAGUGAGAAGACACGGACUAAGAAGGGGGAUCCGAGUAGGUUGUGGACGAGCUCAAAGGAGGCGUUGGAACGCUUUGGGUACGAUGCUGAGAGGAGGGUAUGGCAGGAAGUGAAGACGGUAAGCUGUACCUUGGAGCAUGCGUUUGAUGCUUGGAAGACAAAGUCAGGGCUUUGUGAAGGCGUUCAGAAGCAUUGGGACGCUGUGUUUGAGGACGCGUCGGCGGAGGUUCCCAAAUUUACGAUGGACUGA